GAACGAAAAUGUCGCCGCCGCGUGUAGUUCUCACUGCUCUCGCCGUCGUUACCCUGGCCACCCUCCUCUUCUCCUCCCCCGCCUCCGCCGCCGCUGCUCGCCGGCGGCCCCGCCCCUUCAAGAAGAUCUUCGCCUUCGGGGACUCCUUCACCGACACCGGCAACACCCGCUCCGACACCGGCCCCAGCGGCUACGGCCACGUCUCCAGCCCCCCCUACGGCGUCACCUUCUUCCACCGCCCCACCAACCGCUACUCCGACGGCCGCCUCGUCAUCGACUUCGUGGCCCAGUCCCUCUCCCUCCCUUUCCUUCCCCCCUACCGCAGCCUCGCCUCCUCCCCCUCCGCCGCCGCCCACGGCGUCAACUUCGCCGUCGCGGGCUCCACGGCCAUCGACCACGAGUUCUUCGUGAAGAACAACCUGAACCUGGACACGACGCCGCAGUCGCUCCUGACGCAGCUCCUCUGGUUCAGCAAGUACCUGGAGAGCCACGAGGGGUGCAGGGGAAAGGCGUGCCGGGGCGCGCUGCGGGACGCGCUGGUGUGGGUGGGGGAGAUCGGCGUCAACGACUACGCCUACACCCUCGGGUCCAACGUCUCCGGCGACACCAUCCAGAAGCUCGCCAUCGGCACCACCACCGCUUUUCUCGAAGCGCUUCUGAGGCGGGGGGCGAGGUACAUGGUGGUCCAAGGCCUACCGCUGUCGGGUUGCUUGCCGCUGGCCUUGUUUUUGGACCCCCUGGGCGAGAAAGACGACUUAGGCUGCGUGAAGAGCGCGAACGACCAAACCCGUGCGCAUAAUGCCGCGCUCCUGGCCACGAUUUCCAACCUUAGGAAGCAGUUCCCUGAUGCGGUGAUCGUCUACGCCGAUUACUGGUACGCACACCACACUGUCAUGAAGUCCGCGGCCAAGCACGGCUUCAAGGAGUCCUUCAGGGCAUGCUGCGGUACCGGGGAGCCCUAUCACUUCACUCCGUUCGCGACGUGCGGCACGGCGUUCGCCGACGUGUGCCCUCGUCCCUCGGAGUACAUCAACUGGGACGGAGUCCAUCUCACGGAAGCCACGUACCGGGUGAUCGCCGACAUGUUUCUGAAUGGGAGGUAUACUCACCCUCCCUUCAGAUACAUGCUCAGCAAGAAACUGCGCAGCGGAUGACCUGCUCCUAGCUGUAGCUAAAAAUGGGGAUGCGAGUUGUGUUGGGACGCCGUCGAUCUCUGAUCGGCAAUAAUAAAUAUAGGCUUCUUCUAGCCGGAGCCAUAUACAGGACCUGUACUACAGGCCGAAGUAGAACCUUGUGUUGAUGCAGAUCACAUGAUGCUAAUACUAUGUAUGGAGUUUCAGUAUUUCAACCGUUGGGAUGCUAAUACUAUGCUCAGCAAUUCUCCAAAAACGUGAAACUGCAACAAUAAAUGGGUUAAAUAACACUUCAGGUCAGGGCUCCGUAUGUUUUGAGAAGUUCGCUUUCGGUCCCUAUAUAAUUAGAUUUGUCACAAUUCUAUU
Messenger RNA from Eucalyptus grandis, 1499 nucleotides. Its product is annotated as GDSL esterase/lipase At3g48460-like. The transcript has 2 exons. Gene Ontology annotation, molecular function: hydrolase activity, acting on ester bonds. Lineage: Eukaryota; Viridiplantae; Streptophyta; Magnoliopsida; Myrtales; Myrtaceae. The coding region runs from base 9 to 1154 and encodes 381 amino acids. The record is from RefSeq and is a predicted model, not a curated record.